Cataglyphis hispanica is the source of this 3330-nucleotide messenger RNA. It is a transcript of the gene Marf, whose product is annotated as transmembrane GTPase Marf. The transcript is spliced from 14 exons. Bases 283 to 2592 code for a protein of 769 amino acids. Gene Ontology annotation, biological process: mitochondrial fusion; mitochondrion localization. NCBI's taxonomy places the organism in Eukaryota, Metazoa, Arthropoda, Insecta, Hymenoptera, Formicidae. The record is from RefSeq and is a predicted model, not a curated record. Gene Ontology annotation, molecular function: GTP binding; GTPase activity. Gene Ontology annotation, cellular component: mitochondrial outer membrane.
UUGUAGUCAAGUAUAUCUACCGAUUACAGACAUUUUCAUCUAUAAUCAUGAAUUAUUAUUCGUCAUUUUAUGCACAAUUGUUUUCACGCAAUUUUGGACACAGGACAACAUUCAAAUAAUUAUAUCAUAGAUUCACUUUAAGGAUUCAUCAAUGACUAAAGAUAAAAAGUUGAUCCUGCAUGCUGUGCACUGUGUAUCAACGUACUGCCUAUCCACAAACUGCACCGUACUUUUUUUAUUAUUUUUGCCAAAUACACCACGUUUAUAAUAGAAAUAUAAACAAUGGCUGCCUAUAUCAAUCGAACAAUUGUACAAUCGUCCAUGAUUGGAGGGGACAGCCAACUUCGAUCAUCAGAUAUUAGAACUGAUAAUUCUCCUCUACAGAUUUUUGUGAAGGCGAAGAAAAGAAUAAAUGAUGUAUUUGUGGAUAUAGAAAAAUAUGUGGAAGAAACUGUAGAAUUUAUGACAUCAUUACAAAAUGACCGAAAUAUUGUAACAGUGGAAGAGGCUGUAAUGGUCAAAAAUUACGUUGAUAAAGUGCGUGGAAUAAAAGAUGUCCUUAGAAGGGAUCAUAUGAAAGUUGCCUUUUUUGGCAGAACAAGUAAUGGAAAAAGUACAGUUAUUAAUGCUAUGCUGCGCGAUAAAAUUUUACCAAGUGGUAUAGGACACACCACAAACUGUUUCCUGCAAGUUGAAGGUUCAGAUAAUGGAGAAUCGUACCUUAUUACGGAAGGAUCAACGGAAAAACAGCCAGUUCAAUCUGUCGGGCAGUUGGGUCAUGCUCUUUGUAAAGAGAAAUUAUGCGAAAGUCAUUUAGUGAGAAUAUUUUGGCCAAAGGAGAAAUGUUUAUUGCUGCGAGAUGAUGUAGUAUUUGUCGAUAGUCCAGGAGUAGAUGUAACUCCAAAUCUUGAUGAAUGGAUCGAUAAACAUUGUUUAGAUGCCGAUGUUUUUGUCUUAGUAGCAAAUGCUGAAUCUACUUUGAUGGUCACAGAAAAAAAUUUCUUUCAUAAAGUUUCGACCAAAUUAUCAAAACCGAAUAUAUUUAUUUUAAAUAAUCGAUGGGAUGCCUCUGCUUCUGAACCAGAAUUUUUUGAUCAGCUGGUCAAAGAACAAAAGGAGGUAAGAGCACAACAUCAGGAACGGGCUAUUGACUUUUUAUCAAAGGAGUUAAAAGUUUACAGCCCAAAGGAUGCUGAAGAACGAGUUUUUUUUAUUUCUGCGAAAGAAACUCUUCAAGCCCGUAUGCAAGAACAACGUGGUCAACCUGCUCACAAUGGUGCAUUGGCAGAAGGUUUCCAAAAUCGAUAUUUUGAAUUUCAAGAUUUUGAAAGAAAAUUUGAAGAAUGUAUUUCAAAGUCUGCAGUAAAGACCAAAUUUGAACAGCACUCUCAACGUGGUAAACAUAUUGCAACCGAAAUACGUCAAGCAUUAGAUGAGAUAUUGGAUCGAAUACAAAAGAUGCGAAGUGAACAAUUGAAUAUUAAAAAAGAAGUUCAUGACAAGUUGAAUUUCACUGAACAACAAUUGAUGUUGUUAACUCAAGAAAUGAAAGACAAAAUUCAUCAUAUAGUAGAAGAUGUAGAACAAAGAGUUUCUAAAGCUUUAAAUGAAGAAAUUCGACGAUUAGCUGUUCUAGUGGAUGAAUUUAGUGUUCCAUUUCAUCCUGAACCACUUGUUUUAAAUGUAUUUAAACGGGAACUUCACGCACAUGUAGAAAAUGGCUUGGGAUCGAAUUUACGAGCUCGACUUAGCACUGCUUUAGCAUUGAAUAUAGAAAAUUCGCAACGAGAAAUGACCGAAAGAAUGGCAAGUUUAUUGCCAGAAGACAAAAGACAAAUGUCGCUUAACAUUUCACCACGACGAGAACCAUUUGAAAUACUAUAUCGAUUAAAUUGUGAUAAUUUAUGCGCGGAUUUCCACGAGGAUCUAGAAUUUCGUUUUUCUUGGGGUUUAACGGCAAUAAUUAAUAGAUUUGCAGGGAAACAAAGUCACAGAUUAGCUAUUGCUAAUUAUCCGCAAGAGAUUCCACCAUGUAUUGCAUCACCCGCAGAAAGUACUGAUUCCUUAAAAUUUAUUUCAAAUACACCAAACUUCCCACCAAGAACUGAAGAUUGGCCUCUAGUUAGUCGUAUAGCAAUUGCAUCUGUAACGUCACAGGGUACAAUGGGUGGUCUUAUUGUUGCUGGUUUUAUGUUAAAAACGAUAGGUUGGAGGUUAAUUGCAAUAACUGGUGCAAUAUAUGGUGCUUUAUAUCUGUAUGAACGUCUAACGUGGACUAAUAAUGCGAAAGAACGCGAAUUUAAACGACAAUAUGUCGCGCAUGCUACCAAGAAGCUUCGAUUGAUUGUAGAUCUUACUUCUGCAAAUUGCAGUCACCAAGUGCAACAGGAGCUCUCCAGUACAUUUGCGCGACUCUGUCAUUUAAUAGAUCAAGCAACAUCUGAUAUGGAUAAUGAACUUAAAACCAUAGCAAAUACUUUGGCAAUAUUAGAGAAAGCAGCAUUCAAGGCAAAGCAUCUUCGAAAUGAGGCCAACUUUUUAAUAAACGAACUCGAUACAUUUGAUGCAGCAUAUUUGAAGCCUUUGAAUUAAGUAAACGAUCUAUUUUAUACAAAUCUGCAAAUGUAUUAAAAUAGCAUAAUUUGUGGAGGAACAUUUUUAUGCGAAAAUUAUUUAAAUUUGAUUAUUAUUCAUCCUUCAUUCUAAGAAAAAAACGAUAAUUAAUCUUUUGUGACAAUUAAGUGACAGCAAUUUACAUGCAAAGAUAUAGAUUUGUAUUCUCAUUGUACAUUUAAAACUUAGAACAGUUAUCUAAUUCUCAUAUUUGCAUGAAAAAUGUAAUUUUUAUAUUAGAAAUAUCGGACAGUCUUCUGAAGGAAUGUUUCUACCUGAUAUAAAAACUCUAGUCUUAAUAUAUAUGAAAAAAAUAAUUUCUUAUAAUAAGUUGUGUUAAAUAACUUAUUGUUGUAACAAUUUCUUUUACAAUAGAAAACUAUAAUAGUUCCAUAUCAAUUAUGUAAUCGAUUAUGUCAAACAAGAGAGAAGGACAGAUUUAGUAUUAUCCUACAUUGUAUUAUCCUACAUUUUUACAUGCAUUUGAUUAUAUUGAAGAUUAUAAAAUAUGUAUUCUAUUGAAUAGGUAUGAUAAAAUUUAAAUCAAUCAAGUUUAUCUUAGAUCUGCUAUCGAGGUACAAAUCUUAUUUGAUUAAAAAAAUAAACAAUACAAAUUUAUAUUCUUAUUAGAUUGUAUAAUACCGGAAAAUUUAUCGAAAAAUAUAUGUAUAUUAAUUAUAAAACUAUAAAUAAAUGUGGUUAACUAUUAAAUAAUAA